Messenger RNA from Austrofundulus limnaeus, 2176 nucleotides. RefSeq names its product casein kinase I isoform gamma-3. Gene Ontology annotation, biological process: protein phosphorylation. Gene Ontology annotation, molecular function: protein serine/threonine kinase activity; ATP binding. The record is from RefSeq and is a predicted model, not a curated record. NCBI's taxonomy places the organism in Eukaryota, Metazoa, Chordata, Actinopteri, Cyprinodontiformes, Rivulidae.
GGGGGAAAGGGGAGACAGAGGAUGGCAAGAAGAUGCCUGUAAAGACUGGGAGCCGAUCAGGGCAAAGCGGCCGGGGUGCUGGCUCCGGCUCUGGAGUUCUGAUGGUUGGACCAAACUUCAGAGUAGGCAAGAAGAUUGGCUGCGGGAACUUUGGAGAGCUACGACUUGGCAAGAAUCUUUACACCAAUGAAUAUGUGGCCAUAAAACUGAUACAGAACAUGUGCCUCAGGUGUUUUACUUUGGACCAUGUGGCAAAUACAAUGCUAUGGUUCUGGAGCUGCUGGGACCAAGCCUAGAAGAUCUGUUUGACCUCUGUGACAGGACAUUUUCUCUAAAAACUGUUCUUAUGAUAGCUAUACAGCUGGUAACUCGUAUGGAGUUUGUUCACACCAGGAACCUCAUCUAUCGCGAUGUGAAGCCAGAGAACUUCCUGGUUGGCCGACCAGGCUUUAAACGGCAGCACAACAUUCACAUUAUAGACUUUGGUCUGGCAAAAGAAUAUAUAGACCCAGAGACAAAGAAACACAUUCCAUAUCGGGAACACAAGAGUCUGACUGGAACUGCCAGAUACAUGAGCAUCAAUACACAUAUGGGGAAAGAGCAGAGCAGACGGGAUGACCUGGAAGCUUUAGGCCACAUGUUUAUGUACUUUCUACGAGGCAGCCUGCCAUGGCAGGGACUAAAGGCUGACACUCUGAAAGAACGCUAUCAGAAGAUAGGAGACACAAAGAGAGACACACCGAUAGAGGCCUACUCCUAUUGGUCCAGUGACUACAGAGACCCCACUUCAAACAGGCAACAGAGACAAAGUACCACAGACCAAAAACCAGGGAAUGAGUUCAAACAAUGGAGAGUUGAACACAGAUGACCCCACUGCUGGACACUCCAAUGCACCAAUUACAGCCAAUGCAGAGGUGGAAGUUGCUGGUGAAAUCAAGUGCUGCUGUUUUUUUAAAAGAAGAAAGAGGAAAGCUCUGCAGAGACACAAAUAGGAGGAAGAAGUCACCCCCCUUUUCUCUCGCAGUUUUCCAUAAACUUAUCCCGUAACCUGUGCUGAUGGAAUCAGUCAGCUGAUCUUCUGCCGUUUACGGCUCUGGACUGAAGGGACAGAGAACAAUUUUCACCUCAGAGUUUAAAACUUGGACUGGCUGAACUGGUGGAUUCUCAGUGUUUUUUUACAUCCAUAGACCUGAAUGAAGACAAAUCAACACAAUGACCAUGGCUGUAAAAACAGCUUGGACUCUGUUGCUUUACUGGCAAACUGACUUGUUUUAUUUUAUGUUAAUUUUUGUUGUUGUUGGUUUUUGUUCUUCUUUACUGACUGGCUCAGACAAGAGAGAGGAUUUACAAAAGCAAGGGACACAAUGAAGACUGUCUUUGCAAACAGAACACAACACACUUUGCACACUUCCAUCGAGUUCUUCAUAUGAAGUCUCCCUGGACAUGGAGAUGUUUUUUUUUUUCACUUUACCUAAAAAGUUUUAAAUUUCCUUAGUGGUCUGGUUUUAAAGAAGCCUCUAUUUUCUCAUUCACCCUCAGAAGGAAUCCCUCACAAGCAGAAUUAAAGAAUUUUAAAAGAUGUGUAUGUAAAAUCUAGACUUUACCCUCAUUCUAAUUUGUAACAGACUGUUCAGUUUUAAAUCAUUUUUUUCCUUUCAGUUCAGAAGGUUUUUGUAAUUUGUGUUCAUCAUAUGUAUUUUUAAGCAACUUUUACUUUUUUUUUUGCUUUGUUUUUUUCCUCUGUCUUCGGAUAGGAACAUAAUGGCAUUAAACACAAACAAAAGAAAGUGAUCUUUUAUUUAAGUGACUGAUGUGUAAAAAAGGCAAGUGUUAAUUCAACAAUAGUUGAUCUAUAACAUGUUUAGAACCCUUAACAAAUUUAGUUUAUUAUUAUUAUUAUUAUUGGUGAAUUAUUGAUUUUUUUCUCACUAUUCACAUUUACUAGAAAUUUAACAAAAGUUUGUUUAAUAAAACAUGGCAUUCCUCAAAGGAAGGCAUAUUGCUGCUACUCCCGCUCCAAACAUUAGCUUAAAAUUUGUAAAAUCUGCGUCAUUUUUGUGUUUCUGAAGGAGGAGGUUGAUGUGGAAUGACUCCAUGUCUUGGUCAGUGUUUAUAUGUACAUCCAAUGAUUACCUUAUGAAAGUUUCAUUAAAAAAAUCUGUCCAGCGGUGCAUGA